GACAUUUAUAUUUUGACAUUAUUUUCGCUAUUUUAAGAACCUCGAAUUGAGAUUGAGAUUUACUGAAGUUAUUUUGCGAAUUUAGUUAGUUUUGAAAAAAACAAGAUCAAAGUGUUAAUUCGAAAAAUAUUACAAUAUUAGAUUAAUGGUCUAGGUUAAGAAAAUAUUAUUUCGUUUUUCGUGACACUUCAUAUGAGUAACGGUUAGGAAAAGAGGUACUAAAACUUCAAGCACUUUGCGCGGGAAGUAACAAAUACCUAAUUCGGGUUAUAGUUUAACAUUAUUGUGCGCUAUUAGAUAAAAGUAAAAAUGACAGACGUCUUAGGGCAUUUAGUAGUUGAUGGAAAUGAUGUUAUGGAAUUUAAAUUAGUUCGUUCUGCGAGAGACAUAGAAAACGAUGAAACUAGUUUUGGGCCGGAAAUGUGCCACCAAGUAUUUGGAGAAAAUGAAAAUAUAUUUGGUUACACAGAUUUGCAGAUAAAACUUUAUUACAGUGCAGGUAGUCUUCAAACAUAUUUGGGAAUUUCCUAUUCAGACAAGAUUGAUCCAAAGAAAUCGGGUGGAUUAAAAGCUGAUGACAUUGAAGGGGAACUCAAAAAGGUGCUGGCACCAGGUUAUGUUACCAAUUUAGAUCAGUUUAUAUCUAAUUUGGAGAGGGACAAAACAUUUACACCAUAUGGGAAACUUCUUCAUUCAUUUAAUAUUGAAUCAAGUGAUAGUGGUGACAAACGCACAUUUGAAGUCUAUUACUGUGAGACAUCCACACCUGGUUUCCUGGAUUAUCAUGAGAGAUUACAGACUUUCCUUCUCUGGUACAUUGAUGCUGCUUCAUUUAUUGAUGUGGAUGAUGAUCAGUGGACAUUUUUUACUAUGUUCGAAAAGUGCAAGACAAGUGAAGGAGGCACAACAUAUUCAACAGCUGCGUAUGCCACAGUGUUCCGUUACUAUGCUUACCCCUGUCAUCAGAGACCGCGUAUUUCACAGGUUCUGACUCUGCCACCUUUUCGGAAGCUCGGAUUAUGUGCACAGUUGGUUCAGGUUAUUGGAGCCAAGGUAGUAACUAACGCCAGAACUCCAGGAUCACGGUGCUAUGGCUAUGUAACAAUGGCCAGUCCUCAAGAUGCUGAGAACUGCAUUAAAAAUUUACAUAGAACAGAGUUACAUGGGCGUAUGAUAUCUGUGGAGAAAGCUAAGUCAGAAUCAGAGUCAUCAUCGCGUCGUCAAGCGUCCGCUGUUCGUCCAGAACGGCGGCCAAGUAAAGAACGCAAAGAGGAGCCUAAGGAAAAUGAGGAAAGCCAAGAAAGUGGUGAAAAAUCGGGUGAAGUAAAACAGAAGAAGGAUGGUGAUGUUUCCGGUGCAGAGAGCACUCGUUCUACAUCACGCACGAGGGAAAAAUCACAUCGGUCGGAAAAGGUAUCAUUUGUCUGCUAUUAUCUUGAUGGUAAAAAUUAA
Messenger RNA from Zerene cesonia (dogface butterfly), 1452 nucleotides. RefSeq names its product histone acetyltransferase type B catalytic subunit-like (gene Hat1). The record is from RefSeq and is a predicted model, not a curated record. Gene Ontology annotation, molecular function: RNA binding; histone H4 acetyltransferase activity. Gene Ontology annotation, biological process: subtelomeric heterochromatin formation. The transcript has 8 exons. Lineage: Eukaryota; Metazoa; Arthropoda; Insecta; Lepidoptera; Pieridae. Gene Ontology annotation, cellular component: nucleus. The coding region runs from base 310 to 1452 and encodes 380 amino acids.